AUGGGAUUGAUGGAGAUGAUGGAAGCCACGGAACUGAUGGGAAGUAGACCUUUAGAAUGUGAUCUAACAACAAAUUGCCCCGUCGGUCCUCCAGGGCCAAAAGGCACUCCGGGAUCAAAUGGGAGCGAUGGUGAUGAUGGAAGCCAUGGAACUGAUGGGAAGGAUUUUGAUGACAUCGUUGAGCAUAUUCCACUCUUAAACACUUGUAUAACCUGUCCUGAAGGAGAACGAGGUCCUCCGGGAAAAGUUGGCAGACGAGCUAUGCUUGUUCAGGGGUACGUGGUCUACGAGGCGUUGCUGGACUAG
Messenger RNA from Strongylus vulgaris, 306 nucleotides. The record is from the annotation of a GenBank genome assembly. Lineage: Eukaryota; Metazoa; Nematoda; Chromadorea; Rhabditida; Strongylidae.